Messenger RNA from Rotaria sp. Silwood2, 1038 nucleotides. NCBI's taxonomy places the organism in Eukaryota, Metazoa, Rotifera, Eurotatoria, Philodinida, Philodinidae. The record is from the annotation of a GenBank genome assembly.
AUGGGUGGACUUGAAAGUCACUUUAAAUAUAUUCCAGAAAAGAUGAAAAGUAAAGAUAUACCAACAGCUGUAAAAAAUAAACAUGAAAAUGGUGAUGGUCCAACAAAAAUAUACCGUGAUUUAGGUGGAGUAGUUUCAUUAACAACAAUUAAAUCAUGGAUUCAGAUGCUCAACAAGACCGGAUCUAUCAAUUUAUCAUAUACUCCCGGUCGUCCACGCACAGUUCGAACAAAAGCCAAUAUCUCGAAGGUUAAAUACCGUCUAGUUCAAAAGAAACGGGUGAAAACAAGAUGGUUAGCUGCUAAAUUGGAUAUUUCAAGAACAAGUGCACAGCGAAUAUUACGUGAAAAUCUUGGUUGUUUUUCAUACAAGAAAAUCAAACAACCAAAAUUGGCUGGUCUUCGAAAAAGGAAGAGGGUUAAAUUUGCCAAUUGGGUGUUAAAUAAUUAUACCAAGGAAGACACCAAAAAAUGGCUUUUUACUGAUGACAAAUAUUUUGAUUUAGAUGGUGUAUACAAUGUUCAGAAUGAUCGUAUAUGGGCGGUCAGUAGGGAAGAGGCAGAUAAAGAAGGUGGUAUACAUCAAAAAACAAAAUUUCCAACAAAGGUGAUGGUAUGGCUUGGUGUAUGUAGUGAAGGUUUAACAACACCAGUGAUUUUUGAAGAUGGUACUAUGGAUGCGGAAAUGUACAUUAAAGAAGUUCUUCCAGUAGCUCGUAAAUGCGGCAACAAUAUGUUAGGAAACCACUGGACAUAUCAACAAGAUGGAGCAAAACCUUACAUACAUCAUCUGACUCAAGAGUGGUGUGCUAAUCCUGAUCAUGUUCCUGAUUUUAUUUCGGAGGAUCGUUGGCCACCAAAUUCGCCUGAUUUAUGUCCAUUGGGUUACAGUUUAUGGAAUGAACUAGCUAAAUCUAUGGACUGGAAGAACAUCACAACAAAGGCAACAUUGAUAGGCGAAAUAAAACGUUCUGUCAAAAAAAUUGAAAAAGAAAAACUUUACAUUCUGUACUUGAUUUUACUAUACGAUUACGUUUAA